AUGCAAAUACAAGUAUAUGAGAGGUUGUGUGAAAAUUAUUCGUCUCCUGCCGAACUACAAAGACACAGACUCAAAGUUCUUCUUCUGGACACACUGGCUUUUCUCUCUCUUCUCUUCUUUGUGGAUAUUAUGGCUAAUAACACAACAAGUUUAGGGAGCCCAUGGCCAGAAAACUUUUGGGAGGAUGUGAUAAUGUCCUUCACGGUAUCCGUGGCAACGGUACUUGUAAUCGGAGGAUUUAUCUGGGCUUUGUCUGUCUGUUUGUCUCGAAGAAGGGCCAGCGCCCCCAUCUCGCAGUGGAGUUCAAGCCGGCGAUCCAGAUCUUCGUAUACCCACGGCCUCAACAGAAAUGGAUUUUACCGCCACAGUGGCUGUGAACGUCGAAGCAACCUCAGCCUGGCAAGCCUCACUUUCCAGCGACAAGCUUCCCUGGAACAAGCCAAUUCCUUUCCAAGAAAAUCAAGCUUCAGAGGCUCAACUUUCCACCCCUUUCUGCAAUGCCCACCACUUCCUGUGGAAACUGAGAGUCAGCUGGUGACUUUCCCUUCAUCCACUACCUCCUCCACCAUCAACACUUCCCACAGCCUGGGCCGUCCAGAUUUCCACUGGUCCAAUAACAAUCUUCGGAUUGGCAUUUCACCACCACCCCCACCUGCUUAUGAGUCCAUCAUAAAGGCUUUCUCGGACUCCUGAGUAGGGUGCUUCUGUUUUCGUUUCUUUCUUUUCUUGUUUUUUAUUGAAGGGAAAUUACAAAUAGGCAAAACAGAAUUUUGAGGACAUGGCCCAAAUGCCUAAUGAGUUUCCAAGCUGAAAUAUGCACACACAAGUUGGACAUCACAAUGUAAAACAGAUUUCCUUUUUUUUUUUUUGUCUCACACACAAAAAUAAUAUUUUUCCAAAUAGUUAUAUAUUUAUGUAUUUUGUAUUCAACGUGGGAAUUUUUAAAGUUAGCGAUUCUUACCAAAGAAUCAACUGGAUACAGUAUAUAUGUCUUUUAGACUAAAACAAAAACUUUGGAUUUUUGUGGUUUACAAUUUUUACUCAAUGUCCAAUGUGACUAUAAAGGGGAAAAAAUUACUGUGUAACUUUAAAAAAUUCCUGUCUUAAGGGAUUUUAGUUUAACUUUCUUAAGAAAGACAAGUGAAUCAUUUGACAAUCUUGGAUUUUUAGUGAUUUUAUGGACAUAAAAUGAUGGAACAUAGGAGAUUCUAUAGUUUCUUGAUUUUACUCAUUUGUGACAAGUGAGGAAAUCAAGCAAAGAAAGCUGAACUCAGUGAGUGUUACAGAAUAGUGCAAUUCUGACACUUAUUUUUCCCCCAACUCCUUUUGUUCUUUUCCCAAGAAUAGUUAUCCUCUUUACUGAGGCAAAAUCCUCAGAUUUACUCACUUGAUGAUUUGACCUUUCUUUACUGUUUUCGUUAUAUUGUUGUAAAAACAAUAGCAAAUCCAAUUCAUUUGCUCUAAAAACAAACUCUAAUACCGAGUUUACAUUUUUCUUAAGGGAUAAACUUUAUUCCUUACAUUUAAAUCUAGCAAUGGGGAAAGCUUGUUACCUAAGGAUUUUCUGUAACUUCAAAGACAAAUAAAGGAGGGCUAGUAGAGAGAAAGUCUGUUAUCCAAAUUAGAUGUUACAGCCGUGAAGAAUUUUCCUUCCUGGAUGGGCCCAUCAGUCAUCAUCUUUUAUUUACUUCUCUAUGGAUUUCAACCUCAGCUUCUGUGAAGAGUCUUUGUACAAAGAUGAAACUAUGCCAGCUGGUCCUUGGUGCAGACAGUUAUUUAAGGAGUCCAUCUCCACAAGAAGCCACCCUUUUAAAGGAAGAGAGCUUCAGUGGCCAGAGAUGACUGGCUGGUCUUUUUCAUUUAAGGACAUGAGUUCCCAGAAUUAUUACUCAGAAGACCUGGGGUUUGUUUCUGAUAUAGUGAAUAUUUAGCUUAUGUUGCUGUUUCUUCUCUGAACACUGGGAUUUUCCGUGAAGAAAAAUGUCCUCUCAUGAUAAUUUCUGCAAUGCAGCAGUCCCAGCUAAUGGUGUCUGAAUACGAUUCAAUACUGUAAUAGAUAUUUACUCAAUAAAAGAUUCUGCAUAGCAUUUUCUUUAUUUUUUUUAGCUUACAUUUUCCACUGUUCCUCAAGAACAGUUAUGCUUAAUGAUGUCUAUAGUAAAUGUCUAUAAAUAGAUGCUUUCUAAUGCAAUAUACCUGAAAGGAGGAAGGAGGAGGGAAGGAAGGGACAGAGGAAGAAAGGAAGGAAAGAGAAAAAAAGCUCAAAAGAGCAAAUUUGUUGUAAGUUUUUUAAAUAAAAACUUAGUUAUAGCCACAUAAAAUUUUAAGAGAUCUUUGCUUGUUGCUGUUCAGUCGCUAAGUCGUGUCCAAGUCUGUGGGACCCCAUGGACUACAGCACACCAGGCCUCCCUGUCCCUCACUACCUCCUGGAGUUUCCUGGAAAUCAUGUCCAUUGAGUCAGUGAUGCCAUUCAACUCUAUCUUUGCUUGUAUGCCAUCUUUAAUGUCUAAUAUUCGAGGCAAGCAAAGUAUAUGGUUUUUGUGUAGAAUUUAUGUUGAGAGUAAAAACUGCUUCAUCUCUCUUAAAUAA
This is a messenger RNA of Capra hircus (goat), 2589 nucleotides long. It is a transcript of the gene MYCT1, whose product is annotated as myc target 1. The record is from RefSeq and is a predicted model, not a curated record. NCBI's taxonomy places the organism in Eukaryota, Metazoa, Chordata, Mammalia, Artiodactyla, Bovidae. Gene Ontology annotation, cellular component: nucleoplasm.